UUGGUAGGUCGCUCGGACGGACUUAGCAAGCAAAAAGUUUAGCGAAUCAGUUUGAUAUUUUUGAUCGGCGGAACAACACCCCACCACAAUUCGUGACAGUCUGGUUCAACUCACAUCCCACACCCAUCGGUUACCUCGAUCACAAUCGCAGAUAUCGACCGGGAAGCGAGAGCACCUCUUUCAUAUCUCCGCAAGAAUCCACGCAUCCUUACGACCAAAAUGGCUGGCAACUGGGACGACGAGGAGAGCAGCAGCGGUCCUAACUCCCCGCCUGCGGUGGUCCCGCGACGAAGCAAGUGGGAUGAUGAGGAAGACGAGGGUGACGUCCUAGACUCCUGGGAUGCUGCUGAGGAUUCGGAUGCCGAGGCUGAAAAGGCAAAGAAGGCUGAAGAGGCCAAGGCCAAGGCGGCUGCCGAAGCAGCUGCGAACAAAAAGUCCAAGUCUCAACGGAUCGCCGAAAGAUCGGAGGAACACCGGAGACAAAAGGAAGAAGCAGAGGAAUCGGAAAGUGAAGAGGAUGAGGCCGAGAGGCGUGCGAGAUUAAGGCGUACUGAGCAGGACGCGGAUUUGCAGCACGCCGAAGAUCUUUUUGGUGAUCUGGGCAUCAACAAGAAACGAUCUGCUCCGAAGCCCGUGGUUGCCCACGAUCCCAGUGAUCCUACCAACACCCUCGAUCUCUCAUCGCUACCAAUCUUCAAGCCUAAUACGAAGGAUGAAUUUGCCAAAUUGCGCGAAGUUCUGGUGCCUGUCCUCACUGCAAACUCCAAGAAGUUACAGUAUAGUCUGUUUAUGCAAGAGUUUGCUCGGCAGCUUGUCCAAGAUUUGCCUAGUGAACAAAUCAAGAAGGUAGCUUCGGGCCUGACCACUCUAUCUAAUGAGAAGAUGAAGGCCGAAAAGGCUGCCGAGAAGGGUGGCAAGAAGAGCAAGGCCGCCAAGACCAAGACUACUCUCAAUGCUUCUCGGGAUACGGGCUCCAGGGCUGAUACUACAAGUUAUGAUGAUGACGCCUUUGAUGAUGACGAUUUCAUGUGAAGUGUCGGUAUUCCACUUUGCAUUCUUUGUGUUCUGGAAAAGCCAAGCAAGGAAAUGUUGUGCCUAAUAACUUGUCAUCGUGCCUUAACACAACGCCACAAACAAAUUAAAAGGCGCAAACACUGGUCGAUCCAUUCAGGUCCAAGUCGAACCGGCAAGUCUUGCUGUCUACCACGUCCUGGGGGGUCACAGGUCCCAGGCCCUCGUGGUCCCGCUUGCUCGCCUUCAUUGACAAGACGCCGCAGUCGCACUGGAAGAGAUGUGCAAGCUUAGCUAGCUAAUUCCACUGAGCAAUUAACCUUCCUUGUCUCUUUGGCGUAUGUACUAUGGAGCAAGUGCCUUUCUUCCC
Molecule: messenger RNA, 1381 nt
Organism: Xylona heveae TC161
Lineage: Eukaryota; Fungi; Ascomycota; Xylonomycetes; Xylonales; Xylonaceae
Product: translation initiation factor eIF3 subunit
Exons: 4
Coding region: 220-1032 (270 amino acids)
Cellular component (GO): eukaryotic translation initiation factor 3 complex; cytoplasm
Molecular function (GO): translation initiation factor activity
Source: RefSeq, a predicted model, not a curated record